Molecule: messenger RNA, 715 nt
Organism: Paramecium pentaurelia
Lineage: Eukaryota; Ciliophora; Oligohymenophorea; Peniculida; Parameciidae
Source: the annotation of a GenBank genome assembly
AUGGAUUUCUUUUAAGAAGAAGAAGAAGAAGAACAUCCAGAAUAAAAAGGAUGUUGUGCAUUUUUAACAAUCAAAUAUUAUUAACCAUACUUUAAUGUCUCUGAAGAUGAUGUGAUUGAUAGAGUUAAAGCUUCAUUUCUCCCAUUUAGGAAGGACUUUCAUGAACGUGUUGCAGGAAAUCCUGAUCUGUAAAUGCAAUUUUAUAUAUCUAGAUGGGGUCCAUUAUGGAUUAGUGCAACAAUUAUCUUCCUCAUUACAGCUGUCGCAAAUAUUAACUAAAUGAAUUUAGAAGGAUAAACAACAUAUUCAGUAGCUUAUGUUCCAUAAUCAGCAGCACUUUUGUAUUGCAUAAGUUUUGGAACUCCAGUCAUUCUUACACUUGUAAUGAAGAUUCUAGGUAGUGAUAUCAGAUUCUUUCAUACACUGUGUCUUUAUGGCUAUUCCAUGUCAAUUUUAAUGCCUAUCACUAUUUUAUGUGUAAUUCGAAAUUCUAUUCUUUAAUGGUGCUUAGUUGGCUAUGGUAUGAUCAGCUCAUCAAGUUUCUUAAUAAUGGGAAUGAGAAAGUAUAAAAAUAAAUUAAAUUAGAAUUUUAGGUGAUUUGGAAUAAUCCAAAAGAUAUAUUAUUAUUGGGAUUGUAUUAGCUAUGUAAUUUAGUCUAUAUCUGCUUUAUAAACUAGUAUUUUUUAAAGUUAUAGAAAAGAAUUCAACAGAAUGA